GACUUUAGAGUAAUGUUUGUCUCAAUCCAUACAAAGAGUGAAAGCAAUUGAAUAAUAAUUAUUGUCUCAUAUUUUGAUUGCCAUUAUUUUGGACACCAAUUGUACACCAAUUGGACAAUCGAUUGAAUCCCUGGCUUUUGGUUAUCAUAAAAAUGAUGUCACGAUCCGUGAGAGCAGAGACCAGAUCCCGGGCUAAGGAUGACAUCAAGCGAGUGAUGCAGGCCAUCGACAAAGUGAGGAAGUGGGAGAAGAAAUGGGUGACAAUCGGCGACACAACGAUGAAGAUAUAUAAAUGGGUUCCCAUUACUAACUAUGAGAGCAGCGGUCGAUCCAAAGGCAAGACGAGCAGUACAUCCAGUAAUGGUAACAACAAUAAGGAGAAUAUUCGCGAAUCGAAGUCUAAUUCUUCGCGAACCUCAUCGCUGCUGGCGGUGGCCAACGAUGACUCCAUCACCGGAUUCAGUGAAUGCAGUCAAGAAGACAAUAAUGUGAAUGACAUGUCAAAUAUGUCUCAAUUGGGUGUUAGUAUGGCUGACGAGACGUCUAAUAUGAGCGCCAGUCUUCUGGACAACAGCACUGACGCCCAGUUUCCCGACAACUGCGACAAUAACACCAAUGACUCCAAUUAUAGAGACUCGAAGAGAGAGUCCGUCCAAAACGACAACAACUCUCCUAAGAAACAAAAGACUUGAAUGUCAUGUCUUUCUCUCUCAUCUAUACUUUACACUUAAAUUAAUUUAAACUUUAUUUUAAUUUUA
Molecule: messenger RNA, 758 nt
Organism: Medioppia subpectinata
Lineage: Eukaryota; Metazoa; Arthropoda; Arachnida; Sarcoptiformes; Oppiidae
Source: the annotation of a GenBank genome assembly